Molecule: messenger RNA, 730 nt
Organism: Rhodamnia argentea
Lineage: Eukaryota; Viridiplantae; Streptophyta; Magnoliopsida; Myrtales; Myrtaceae
Product: NAC domain-containing protein 90-like
Exons: 3
Coding region: 8-730 (240 amino acids)
Biological process (GO): regulation of DNA-templated transcription
Molecular function (GO): DNA binding
Source: RefSeq, a predicted model, not a curated record
GAGCGAUAUGAUGGAGGAUCAUCCGACAGGCUUCAGGUUCUAUCCAACUGAGGAAGAGCUCAUCUCUUUCUAUUUGCACAACCAGCUCCAGGGCUUGCUACAAGACCGGCUCCGCCGCAUCAUUCCGGUCCUCGACAUUUACGCCACUGAGCCGUGGAACCUCCCAGAGCUUUCCGGAGAGCUGUGCCGAGAAGACAAAGAGCAGUGGUUCUUCUUCGCUCCGAUGCAGGAGAGAGAAGCCAGAGGAGGGAGACCGAGCAGAAGCACGGCGGUGGGUUACUGGAAAGCGACCGGAUCACCCAGUUAUGUCUACUCUUCGGACAACAAAGUGAUUGGGAUGAAGAAGUCCAUGGUCUUCUACGAGGGAAAAGCUCCAACAGGAACAAAAACCAAAUGGAAAUUGAACGAGUACAGAGCCGUAGAAAUAAUCUCACCUCCCAAUUCCAAUUCUGCAAGUUCUAGCAUGCCCAAGAUUAGGUUGAGGCAUGAAUUUGCGCUGUGCCGAGUAUACAUUGUGUCCGGGACCUCUCGAGCAUUUGAUCGUCGGCCACUGGAGUUGGAGGCUGGAGAAACAAUACCAGGUGGACAUGGUGGCAGCACUGGCAGCGGAUCGGCAUCCUCAUCAAGGCCAGUGGUAGAAAAUAAUGCUGGAAUUUCAAUCGACGUGGAGACGACAAGUACGAAAAUAGAAGAACCUAUUUGGGAUUGGGAGGAACUCAAUUUGUUUUAG